This is a messenger RNA of Heterocephalus glaber (naked mole-rat), 2521 nucleotides long. RefSeq names its product ELMO domain containing 2 (gene Elmod2). The record is from RefSeq and is a predicted model, not a curated record. Lineage: Eukaryota; Metazoa; Chordata; Mammalia; Rodentia; Bathyergidae. Gene Ontology annotation, cellular component: membrane. Gene Ontology annotation, molecular function: GTPase activator activity.
UGAAUAGAAAAUGAAGAAUUAGGGAGUGAUUUACUCUAUUUUCAACUUGGUUGCUUCAGUUUGUAAGCAGUGUGUAGUGUUUUUGUUUGCUGGCCUCAGCUGGUAACGGGACAGUUGAAACAAAUUAUCCACGAGGGUUAAGAGCUUAUUUCUUAUCAAAACGGUUCAGAUGUUUAGUAUAUUUUAAUUGUUGCUUAGUUGGGAUGUUCAGUCUUAGUUCUCAGAUUGAGAAAUCACAACAGGAAGCUUUGAAAUGUUGUACAGUUGGUUCAAAAUGCAGAUCAUCAUACUAUCAUUCUUUUAAGCCAUUAAAUAGCUUGACAGGAGUUCUCAUUUUUACAGUUUUUAAAAAGUGCUACAUUGACAUUUAAUCCAUCAUUUAAUUAAUCAUCGUGUGUAUAUUACACCUGUCAUUGUUUUCUUAGACGCCUAAUGAAACUAACCCAAAACACAGUGGGUUAAUAGACACUAAAAAUAAUUUGAGAUUUGGAAAAAAAAUGAUUCUUUCUUUGUGGGAGUUCUUCUAUGGGCACUUUUUUCGAUUUUGGAUGAAAUGGCUUUUACGACAGAUGACUGGCAAGUGUGAAUUACAACGAAUUUUUGAUACCUAUAUAGGUGCACAAAGGACACACAGGAUAGAAAAUUCUUUGACAUACUCCAAAAAUAAGAUUUUACAGAAAGCAACACAAGUAGUUGAGAGUGAAGUGGACAAAUGUGUAGAAGAUAUAAUGAAGGAAAAGAAUAUUAACCCUGAGAAAGAUACCAGUUUUAAAAUCUGCAUGAAGACAUGCUUACUACAGAUAACUGGUUAUAAACAACUCUAUUUGGAUGUAGAAAACGUGAGGAAAAGGCCAUAUGAUUCUGAUAACAAACAACAUGAAAAGCUACUCUUAAAGCUUUGGAAUCUACUAAUGCCCACAGUAAAGCUAACAGCUAGAAUCUCCAAGCAGUGGGCUGACAUUGGUUUCCAGGGUGAUGAUCCCAAAACAGACUUCAGAGGCAUGGGCAUACUUGGAUUAAUCAAUCUUGUGUAUUUCAGUGAAAAUUACACCAGGGAAGCUCAUCAGAUUCUUUCCCGCUCAAAUCAUCCAAAAUUAGGGUAUUCUUAUGCAAUAGUUGGAAUCAAUCUUACAGAGAUGGCUUAUAGCUUACUGAAGAGUGAAGCCUUGAAGUUUCAUCUCUACAACUUUGUUUCUGGUGUGCCAACAAUGGAACACUUUCACCAGUUUUACUGUUAUCUUGUCUAUGAAUUUGACAAGUUUUGGUUUGAAGAGGAACCAGAAAGCAUUAUGUAUUUCAACCUUUAUAGAGAGAAGUUUCAUGAAAAGAUUAAAGGACUCUUAAUGGAUUGCAAUGUAGCACUUACUUUAAAAAUAUAAAUCAUCCAUAGUAGCUUCUAUUUCUACCAUAUUUUGCACACACAACAGAAUUUAUAUGUUGUAAUAGAAAUUAUCUGAUCAAUUACACUCUUAUAUAUAAUUUCCUACAAAAAUACUUUAGAAAUUCUAUUUAAGAAAGCUAGUGGACAAUCAGUGUAUGUUUACAAUUGUUUAUACACUGUCCUCCAAAGUUACCUUAUCCUUAUCCUUCAGAGAUCCCUUCUGUAGAGUCAUGUGAACUACAGUUUGGAACUUGGGAUUUAGUCUGUUAGUGUAAAAGUAUAAGUCAGGUAUUUAUAUUAAAUUGGUUGAUUAAAAUGUGUACAAAUCAAUUUUCAUUUUUAUGUAUUGUAGCUAUCAAGUUGGUAUCUUUUUCAAAGCUCUUUAAAAUUUUUUUUGUUUUUUAGUCUACAAGUGACAAGUUGUAGUUGCUUAGUCUUUUUAUUUCUAGGGUAAUUAACAGCAAGAGUAAUUUUUUGUUUUUUGAUGGGGUUUUUUGUUUUGUUUUGUUUUGCUUAAUUGGCAGUGCUAGGGAUUGAACCUGGGGCCUCCUGCAUGCUAGACAAGCACUCUUCCACUGAACUACACCUCCAACCUAAGAGGAGUUCUUUAUGACUUUCUUUGUUUGCAUCUCAGUCACUUAUCAAAGUCACUAUAUUAGUAACAAAAGCAUAGAGCUAUCAGGAAAAAGAGUAGUGAACUCCUUUUUGGUUUCUGGAGAUUACUGGAACAUAACAGAUAAUGAGAGAAUGACAGUAUUAGCUUUUUGUUUUUAAAUAACACACUUUGUCAAUGUUAUUUUGAAGUUUAAAAGUAUUUUCUCAUUUUCAGAAUUUACUUUUUUUCAGUUGUAGGAAAAAAACAGUCUUAUUUAGUGCUUUGGUGUGAGGGCCUCUACUAAUACAGUUUAUUAAAAGAGACGUAUUUGCUAAGAAAAUCUUGAUUGUGUUUGAAGGACAGUUUCUAUUAAAGCUGUCUCUAAAACAAGAAAAAGAAGCAUUUAAAAAUCUCAGUUAAACAUCAUUACUUUAUUUGACUGUUGACUCUUGCUUCUCUUUGUUUUGACUCCAUGCUGUUUCUAGAUAAUGAUAUAUGGACCUUCCGUUAACAGUCUGUGGGAUAAUAAAGCAGCUUGAGACUGA